ACACCCACUACAACAACCACAACACCUACAACAACACCCACUACAACAACCACAACACCUACUACAACAACUAAAACACCUACAACAACACCCACUACAACAGCACCUACUACAACAACCACAACACCUACAACAACACCUACAACAACUACAGCACCUACUACAACAACCACAACACCUACUAUAACAACCACAACACCUACUAUAAUAACAACCACAACACCUACUACAACAACUACAACACCUACAACAACACCCACUACAACAACCACAACACCUACUACAACAACUAAAACACCUACAACAACCACAGCACCUACUACAACAACCACAACACCUACAACAACACCCACUACAACAGCACCUACUACAACAACCACAACACCUACAACAACACCUACAACAACUACAGCACCUACUACAACAACCACAACACCUACUAUAACAACCACAACACCUACUAUAAUAACAACCACAACACCUACUACAACAACUACAACACCUACAACAACCACAGCACCUACUACAACAACCACAACACCUACAACAACCACAACACUUACUACAACAACAACACCUACAACAACCACAACACCUACUACAACAACAACACCUACAACAACCACAACACCUGCUACAAGAACAACAACACCUACAACAACCACAACACCUGCUACAAGAACAACAACACCUACUAAAACAACAACACCUACAACACCCACAACCCCUAGGACAACAACCACAACACCUAUGACAACUACAACACCCACAACUACAACUCCCAUAACACCCACAACUACUACAACCACAGUUAAAACUAACAUAAAAACAGAACCAACAACUACCUCAACAAACACUACAACCUCAACAACACCCACAAAUACUAUAACCAGGACAAGCGCAACACCUGCAACUAGCACUGCACCCAAAACUCAGGCAGUCACCUCUACUUCUACUGCAGUCCAAGAUGCUAAAACAACAUCUUCAAGCAAAACAAACUCUUCUGAUGACAGCAUAGUGGUUCAAACCACCAAGACAAAUCAUGGGAACCACAGUGACAUUCCCACAACAGAUGGCAGAGAAAGCCCAGUAGUGACCAACACUACAACUGUAAAUCCAAAUGACAAACACACAGAUUCUCAUGGCGUUUCAACUGGAACUGGAAAGCCCGCUGACCCCCUGACAUCAGGUGGCAGCAGAAGCAGCAGUAGCAGCAGCAGCAGCAGCAGCAGCAGCAGCAGCAGCAGCAGCAGCAGCAGCAGCAGCAGGGAACAGCAACGGGAACAGCAACGGGAACAGCAGCAGCAACGGGGUACCUGGAUGGGGUAUUGCCCUCUUAGUAUUAGCUGCUGCAAUCUUGCUGCUACUCAUAAUCAUCUUCAUCAUGAUGCUGGUUCGAUGGUGUUGUAAGAAAACAGACAGCAGCCACAUGGACACUACUGAGGAUCCAUAUUACUCUGAAAAAAAGCAACCCCCCCAGGACCCUCUGCCAGUGUACACACCUCCAACCCCAGUGACAGAGAAACCAGGGUCAACCCCAGUCAUUGUUGGGGACACACCCAGAAAGAACAAGACGGGGUUCUAUGCAGUGAAUCCCUGAGAUUCUCUUGAUGAACUCUUGCAACAGGCAGACUGCAGUGGGCAGAGUGAAGAAACAAGAACCCCAUCAACAGUGAAGAGCCGCAUGAAUAUUGUACAAUAAAUAUCAAGAAAUGU
Molecule: messenger RNA, 1716 nt
Organism: Dicentrarchus labrax (European seabass)
Lineage: Eukaryota; Metazoa; Chordata; Actinopteri; Moronidae
Product: mucin-2-like
Exons: 4
Source: RefSeq, a predicted model, not a curated record